GAAAAUAUAGUGUAAAUGGAGCUGGAGAUAAUUAAUGAUGAUCUUCCUUAACGAGUACCACCCACUUUCUCCUUGAAUUAAUGAAUUGGGAUCCGAGCAACUUGCCGUUAUGAGUUCGAAGAUGACGGCGUCGGACACAAAUGGGGAUACAAAUUUCGAAACGUUGCAUUUCGAGCUGCAAGAAUUUAAUGACAGCGGGACAAACGCUACUUUAAAGUUUGAUCAGGCCUCGGAGAUCUUGCAAAGAUUUUAUGAUGACUUGAACAAGGAGACCAAUUACUUCCUCAUUACCCUCUACGUGCCGAUUAUCGUCUUAGCCGUCACCGCCAACAUUCUCGUUGUCGUCGUCGUCUACAAAUACCAUUACAUGAGAAGUCCCAUCAACUACUUCGUGGUGAAUCUGUCGGUGGCGGAUCUUCUGGUUACCAUGAUCUGCAUGCCCAUGGCCGUCAGCCAAGCCGUUUCCAUCGUUUGGGUCUACGGAGAAACCAUGUGCAAGUUCUUUUUCUACCUUCAGGGUGUAUCAGUGGCUGCUUCCGUCUUCACAAUUACCGCCAUGAGUAUCGACAGGUAUUUGGCAAUAAGGAGCCCAAUUGCACUCCGAAGGGGGUGCAAUCGGAAGUGCGCCAUUUUGGUAAUCGCUGGCCUGUGGAUGGUAGCACUCGGCAUCUUCACGCCGCUUCUCAGGGCGGUAACCCUCCACAGUCCCAUCACAGACCUUGGUAACAUAACUUUGGUUGGCAAAGAGGAAGUCAAAACACCUCCACCUUUCUAUGUCUGUUCGGAAGACUUCAAACCCGUUGGUAUACAACCUCCGAUUUUUGGGACGUUCUGUUUCGUUCUCGUCUAUGCAGUGCCUGGAUUUAUCGUGGUACUUGCUUACUCGAUGAUGGGCCGAACUUUAUGCGCCCGAAAGCCGCCAUUCGAUAGUGACAGCAUCAAGGGUAGUGCUAGCUCGCAGCAAGGCUUCAAAUUAGUUCGAGAAAGGAGACGAGUAGCGUGGGUCCUGCUUCUGUUAGCGGUCCUCUUCGCCCUUUGUUGGCUGCCCUACAACGUUCUUCAACUACUUAUCGAUCUUGAAGUAUUCGGCAACGGAAGCGAUAUAUCGAACUUGGUGUCCUAUUGUCUGUUCCUGGGUCAUGCGAACAGUGCUCUCAAUCCAAUGGUGUAUUGUUUCAUGACACGUAACUUUCGGGAAAGUGUAUCAGAAAUUCUCUGUCGUACUCCCCACGGUUUGACACGUCGCAAGCCACAUCGUAAAACUGUGGGUGCUACCGAGGACGAUUGCGUCGGCUUCAACAUGGAACAGGGGAACCUCGUGAUGGGUCGCGAAGGUGCAACGCCUUUGCGAGUCCACGCUGUAACCGCGCUGCAGCGAACUGCAACAUCGAGCAGCAGUUAUGACAGCUUUUGCAAACGCUACCCACAACGGAAGUCCAUACCUCAACCCUUGCCCAAUGACCAACCCAAAUGCUCGGUGCAGCGGAAUAACGUCCUGCAGUCUGCACUUGAUCGACCGGCUCAUCAAGCGAGUAGCAUUACCACUCCUCUUCAGGAGCACACUUACGUACAUCUGACACUAGCGGAAGAACAACGUUGAUACCUUACGUAAUCAACCCAUGGCUGACGGUUCUCGUGGAUAUGGAACUCCCUCGUCUUACCGGCAAGCAUAUCUUUUCCAGGCGCAUGUUAUAAAAACUAUAUGAUCAGUACUGAAGUACCAAAAGAUGAUCAUUUGAAAUAUCGACCUAAUUAUUUAUUACUGCUGACGGUGGAGGCCUUAUACAAUGCAUUCUCAACAGGAAUAACCAUCAACCUUUCAUCGACGGCAAAGAAUUUCAGGCAAAUAGAUUUAGAUAGUCGUAUGUAUGUACAUGUAAAUAGCGAACAAGUACUUUAACAGAAAUAAUCACCACCGCUAAGUUG
Messenger RNA from Orussus abietinus, 1926 nucleotides. RefSeq names its product orexin receptor type 1. Gene Ontology annotation, cellular component: membrane. Gene Ontology annotation, biological process: G protein-coupled receptor signaling pathway. The record is from RefSeq and is a predicted model, not a curated record. NCBI's taxonomy places the organism in Eukaryota, Metazoa, Arthropoda, Insecta, Hymenoptera, Orussidae. Gene Ontology annotation, molecular function: G protein-coupled receptor activity. Bases 110 to 1600 code for a protein of 496 amino acids. The transcript has 9 exons.